GAAACGUUUACUAUACUGCCUGCACGUUUGUUGCGUUUAUGUGCGAGUACGGCGUCAUUGUGUUCUUGGUAAUAAACGCGUUAUUACUGAAAUCAGUCAGAACACGUCUGGAUUCAGAAAAAUAUCUGCGUGCGCGUGACCGUCAAUCGGCUCCACGCGACCCGUCGGGGACCCAAAAUAAUCACUGUGACAGAUAUAAAAAAAAAAAAACAAUCGUAGCAAAGCAACUUUUUUACUAGGUAUUUUGUGUAGGCCGCAACAAAAUGGGUCAAAUGAAUGGUUAAGGCGGUCUCUUAAAUCAUGAGCUCAUUGUUUGGUUUAUCUCCUAGAUACGGGGCGAAAUGUGGUAACUUUUAGAAGGCAAACUGUAUGUGGCUGCAGAGGUAGUCGAAAAUUGUAGACAAACAGGCAAAACAAUUUAGUGAAGCAAAAUGUAACAAGCAACAUUAUCUUGUAAUAAUUGAAGGCAUCAGGUAACGUUCGUACUAUAUGCAUCGAGUGAAGUUAUAUAUGUGUAUAAUAUAUAAAUGUUUUCAAGGCCAUGCCCCUUUGCCAUAGAACAUACAAUAUCAUACAACAAAGAAAUAUAUUACCCUCUGGAGUUAGACUAACUUAAACCCCAAACUACAAAUGUCAUGCAGGAAUGGAUGAUGAUGCACCCAAUGAGGCCCUAGCUGAGUUCAAGACAAAGCCCCUUGGAGGAUGGGGUGUUGCUCAGAUAGCUGUCGGCACGGGCCUCACCGUGUAUGCCGUAUGGGUGGGAAUCCUCCAGCCGGGCUUCCGAAAAGUCCCUUUGAGGCUACAGGUCCCUUACAUUCCUGCCAGCAAAGCACAAGUAGAUCAUGUAAUGUCAUUGUUCAAAGGUCGAAAGGGAGCCCUCGUGGAUUUGGGAUCUGGGGAUGGCCGCAUUGUUUUGGAAGCACAUCGCCAGGGUUUCACUCCUGCUGUUGGCUAUGAGCUCAACCCUUGGCUGGUUCGCCUGGCCAACUUUCAUGCCUGGAGAGCAGGCCAUCGCGAUGCAGUGUCGUACCGGCGGGAAGAUCUCUGGAAGGUCGACUUGACGGAAUGUAAGAAUAUCACAGUAUUUUUGGCUCCUAGUGUGCUUUCCUUGCUGCAGAAGAAGUUGGAGAAUGAGCUUUCUGAUGAUGCUUUAGUAGUAGCUGGUCGUUUUCCCUUCCCUGACUGGACACCCUGCAGGAUUGAGGGGCAUGGUGUGGACAGAGCCUGGGCGUAUAGCAUGCAAGCACAAAGGCAGCUCAAGAAAAACGACAAGCUCAUGGAAAGCAACCUCAACAAUGAACUUACCAAGUAGAAAGGAUCCACUUGAAGAAACAUGGCUGUUUCCAGUCUUUUGCACUUUAUUAUGGUAAGAUUAAAUCAUCAAUCCUGUUUAUGGGAUGAAAAUACUAUUUUCUUGGAAACUAAGAAUAUUGAUUUGUGAGUUGGAAUUUUUAAUUUUUAUCAGCAAUGUUUGAACCAAGUUUUAACAAAGGCAUUUCUUGAGAACUCAGCACAUGUGUAAGGCAUGUUACCUGCCUGGGGGAGAAAUUUUAAAUAUAUUCUAUCAUCUAUGAUAUUGUCUACUUUGCUCAGUAUAUGCCACAGAACCGUUUAUUUAUUUAAUUUGUUCAUAAUUAUUAUUAUCACUUUAAUAUAUCUUAUACAUACCUAUAUAUAGUUAGACAGCUUCUGUGGAAAUUUUGGAUUCCAUGAUGCAGCUCAUUUUCUACAGGUAGGAUGAAGACAAAAUUAAAAUACUCUUGCGUGUGAUGUCAAAAGCACUUAGUGCUGUGGAAAUGUUUUCAUCUCAACAAGUGUGCAAUUUAUGUCUCGAGGCCCUGGAUGUGGAAGGUGACUAUUGUUUUUGCAUUGGUUCAAAUUCAAUUUUGGCUAAAAUUCAAUAUUGGUUAAUGGUGACUAAACGUGUCAUUGUUUUAAUAAAUUGUGUUUUGAAUGUA
Pungitius pungitius (ninespine stickleback) is the source of this 1958-nucleotide messenger RNA. RefSeq names its product adenine nucleotide translocase lysine methyltransferase (gene antkmt). Gene Ontology annotation, cellular component: mitochondrion. Gene Ontology annotation, molecular function: protein-lysine N-methyltransferase activity. The coding region runs from base 644 to 1312 and encodes 222 amino acids. Gene Ontology annotation, biological process: positive regulation of proton-transporting ATP synthase activity, rotational mechanism; peptidyl-lysine trimethylation; regulation of mitochondrial ATP synthesis coupled proton transport. The record is from RefSeq and is a predicted model, not a curated record. Lineage: Eukaryota; Metazoa; Chordata; Actinopteri; Perciformes; Gasterosteidae. The transcript has 5 exons.